Sitodiplosis mosellana (orange wheat blossom midge) is the source of this 914-nucleotide messenger RNA. Its product is annotated as zinc finger protein 420-like. Lineage: Eukaryota; Metazoa; Arthropoda; Insecta; Diptera; Cecidomyiidae. The transcript has 2 exons. Gene Ontology annotation, molecular function: RNA polymerase II cis-regulatory region sequence-specific DNA binding; DNA-binding transcription factor activity. Gene Ontology annotation, biological process: regulation of transcription by RNA polymerase II. The record is from RefSeq and is a predicted model, not a curated record. The annotation marks the transcript as partial.
AUUGGCAUUGGUUAUGGAUAUGGAUCCGGGCGAAGGUACUUCAGAUGGUCGUGUGCAACGCAAGUCAGACAGCGUUGAGGUUGAAAUAAAGCAAGAGCCAGACAUUAAAGAUGAACCGUCGAAUGGCAUUGAAUUUGAUUUGAUGACACGUACAAAUGGACGGUUUGAAGCAGAUGCAGCGACAGCGACAUCGAACAUCGAAUCGAAACGCGAGUCAGAGAGUGACUUUAUCAUCGACUUUGAUUUGAAUGAUGUGAAAGAGGAAGUGAAGUGUGAAGAAGAGAAGCCAGAAAAAGGAAAAGAAAAUGCUUCGUCAAUGGGCUGGAGCUCAGAUAACAGUGAACCAAACUCUGCUCUUGACGGUCAAGACGAUGGUUCAGGAGACAGAUCAAAGGCCAUUUGCAAGAGACUGAAUGCGAACGGCAAAGGAAAGAAACGCGAUGGAUCGAGAAAGCAGAACAGACGAAAGAUUCCGAGGAAUAAGGCGGCGAAGAAACGAAAGGAGCACAGGUGUCAUUUGUGUGAUUAUGUUACAUCGCAUAAAGAGGCCAAACAAUUACACGAGAAGAGCUGCAAGCGACGUCGAUACGAAUGCUAUCUCUGCGAAUUGAAAUGUUUUGUCAGAGGCAGUCUCAAACGUCAUAUGCAAGCAAAACACACCGGUGAACGUCGAUUUCAAUGCAAAGUCUGUAGAAAACGAUUCGUUGAGAAGUGUAAACUCAAUCAACAUUUGGCACAGCAUCGCGAUCAGUUUCCAUUUGGAUGCAUCAAGUGUGGUCGAGGAUUUUCAACAGAAGGCGAUAAAACAGCGCAUGAGAAGGCUUGCGGUCAUCGUCAAUAUCAGUGUUACGUGUGCAAGGUGUUUAAGCUGCAAAAUCACUAUUUACGCAAUCACAUGCGAGUCCAUCAUACAG